Messenger RNA from Erigeron canadensis, 2366 nucleotides. RefSeq names its product putative clathrin assembly protein At2g25430. NCBI's taxonomy places the organism in Eukaryota, Viridiplantae, Streptophyta, Magnoliopsida, Asterales, Asteraceae. Gene Ontology annotation, cellular component: clathrin-coated vesicle; clathrin-coated pit. Gene Ontology annotation, biological process: clathrin-dependent endocytosis; clathrin coat assembly; vesicle budding from membrane. Bases 259 to 2145 code for a protein of 628 amino acids. Gene Ontology annotation, molecular function: 1-phosphatidylinositol binding; phosphatidylinositol-4,5-bisphosphate binding; SNARE binding. The record is from RefSeq and is a predicted model, not a curated record. The transcript has 2 exons.
UAGAAGCUUCCUUUCUUUAAUUUGCAGGUCUGACUAAUCCAACGGUCCAUAUUCAUUCCAUCCACCCCCCACCUUUUAUUCCCCAUUUUCAUCCUUCACUUUUAUUCAGCUCACAUUAGAGAUCUCCGGCACCACCACAUAUAUCUCCCUUAAACACCUUCAGAUCUGAACUUUGACUCCAAAGUCAACCCUUCUCAUUUCAUAUUUAUAUAAUCAUAAAAAAAAAAGGGUGUUAUUGUAGGAAGAAGAAAAGGAAGUAUGGCGUUACGAAAGGCGAUGGGUGCGGUAAAGGAUCAAACGAGUAUUGGGAUAGCUAAGGUAGCUAGCAAUAUGGCUCCUGAGUUAGAAGUUGCUAUAGUGAAAGCAACAAGUCACGACGAUGAUCCGGCUAGUGAGAAGUACAUUCGGGAGAUCUUGCAGCUUACAUCUUACUCGCGUGGUUAUGUGAGUGCUUGUGUUCACGGUGUUUCAAAACGGUUGAGCAAGACCCGUGAUUGGAUUGUGGCUGUUAAAUGUUUGGUGCUCAUUCAUAGAUUGUUGAAUGAUGGUGAUGUGAUUUUUCAGAAAGAGAUUAUGUAUGCAACUAGGAAAGGGACGAGGUUGCUUAAUAUGUCGGAUUUUCGUGAUGAGGCUCAUUCAAAUUCGUGGGAUCAUUCUACGUUUGUGAGGACUUAUGGGUUUUACCUUGAUCAGAAGCUGGAAUUGAUUGCUUACGAAAGGAAGCAAAGUAAUGGUGGAAAUGAAGAAGUUGAUAGGUUCACGGAAGAUCAAUGGAGGUCACCACCAAAUCGUGGGGGUGAUUAUGGUUAUGGUGAGUUUGACAAUGGAUAUGGCGGAAAAAUGAGAAGGUCGAGAUCUUCUGGAGAUGUUAGAGAUGGAUCGUCUCGAGAGAAGAAAAAUGUGACCCCAUUGAGAGAUAUGAAGCCCGAAAGGAUCUUUGGAAAGAUGGGACACUUACAAAGGCUGUUGGAUCGAAUUUUAUCAUGCAGACCCACCGGUCUUGCCAGAAACAGUAGGUUGGUGUUGGUUGCAUUGUACCCGGUUGUGCAAGAAAGUUUUAAGCUUUAUGCCGAUAUAUGCGAGGUUUUAGCAGUGUUACUUGAUCGGUUCUUUGAUAUGGAGUACCAGGAUUGUGUCAAGGCAUUCGAUGCUUAUGUUAGUGCUUCCAAGCAGAUUGAUGAGCUUGUCGGUUUUUACAACUGGUGCAAGGAUAUGGGGAUUGCUAGAUCUACAGAGUAUCCUGAAGUUCAAAAGAUAACUUCUAAAUUAUUAGAGACAUUAGAGGAAUUUGUGAGAGAUAGAGCAAACGCUAUGAAAAGCCCAGAAAAGACUCCGGAGGUUGUGGAAGAGGUCAAAGAGGAAGAGCCGGUUCCUGAUAUGAAUGAAAUAAAGGCUUUGCCAGCACCCGAGUCAUACACUCCACCACCGCCUCCUGCCCCUGAACCACCCAAGGCCGAACCACAACAUACAGGAGAUUUAGUGGAUUUAAGGGAAGAGGCAUUUACAGCAGAUGAUCAAGGAAACAGGUUUGCAUUAGCAUUAUUUGCAGGUCCAGCAGCAAACAAAACUAAUGGUAAUUGGGAAGCAUUUGGAUCCAACGGUGAACCCGAAGUAACCUCUGCUUGGCAGAAUCCAGCUGCAGAGUCUGGAAAAGCAGAUUGGGAACUAGCAUUGGUGGAGAGCGCUAGUAAUCUAGAGAAACAAAAGGCGGCAAUGGGUGGUGGUCUUGACCCGUUACUUCUCAAUGGAAUGUAUGACCAAGGGAUGGUGAGGCAACAUGUUAGCUCAUCCCAGUUAACCGGUGGUAGUGCUAGCAGUGUGGCAUUACCAGGGAAAUCUGCCACACCCGUAUUAGCACUUCCUGCACCUGACGGGUCUGUUCAAACAGUUGGGGGCGACCCGUUUGCAGCAUCAUUAAGUGUCCCUCCACCUUCUUAUGUCCAAAUGGCAGAUAUGGAGAAAAAACAACAGUUGCUUGUGCAAGAGCAGAUUGUAUGGCAACAAUAUGCUAGAGAUGGAAUGCAAGGUCAAGGUAGUUUGACCAAAAUCAACAAUGGCGGAUAUAUAGCUCCUGGACAACCACCCAUGAUGCCAUAUGGAUAUCCACCAGUUAAUGGAGCCGGGUACUACUAUCCAACUUACUGAUACAUACCUAAUACGUAUUUGUUGUUUAUUCAUGUGUUACAUACAUUGUAAUAUUCCUUUUUUCUGUUAAAUUUCCACUGUAUCUGUUCAUGUGAUUCAUACUGCAUUUUCUUACUGAUGGUAGAAACACACAAACAAAAAAUGAUUUGGUAUUGUGGGACGAAUGUAGAGCUGAGUGAUUUUUGUUGGAGUUAAUAUUAUGUUUUCCAUAUUUGUUGUUA